CCUCCCAGUGCUGCAGCUCACUGUAUGAGGUCUUUCAAGAGAGAGCAGGACAACAGAAGACACCAAAGAUCCUGUUUUGAUCAUAAACCACAUUCAUCAUGCAUAAAACAGAUGGGACCAUGCUGAUCGCUGCCCUGUGCCUUAUGUGCAUGCCAAUAGUGUUCGGCAGUGACUGUGCACCUUAUGUGGGACCUGAUUUCUCUCCCAAUAGAGGACAGACCUGUGUACUUUCAUUCUGUGCAGGCACCUGCACAAGCCGGUAUUGUAGCAUUAUACCGGGCACAGAGCUGGACCAGUCCCAAUUCAUGUGUAUUUUGACUAACCUUUACUUUGUGGUUGGAUGCUGCAUCGUAGCCUUCUUAAUACUGAUUUUUGGAAUUAUCUCUUGUUGUUGCAAGUCCCUCUGUGCGUGUUUUAGACUCUGUUGUCCAAGACGUACACAAACUCAUGUGACUACUAGCAGGGUGGCAGUCACCAGCAUCAUUCGCCAUCAGCCCAUGAUGCAAAUUCCAUUUUCCACACCUGCCACAGGAUAUGUGCCCGUGGCCAACCCAACCAUGUAUGCUGGACAGUGUCCACCACCAUAUUCAGGUGCAGAUAACAUGGCUUUUGAAGAAACAAAAUAAACCGUGCUGCUUUAUAUACGCUGUGUGGACAAGCGAUACUACUGCAUCUUCAAAUAAUUGGAAUGUUACAUCUCUUUCAUAGUUCAAGGAUUGCCCAUGUUCAAUCACUCUUUAACCUACCGUUUUUCUGUUUCUGUGCUGUUUUGCACAAUUUUUUAUGUUACAAAUAUUUUUUAUUAAAGUUUCCUAUGUAAAAAUGUAA
This is a messenger RNA of Bufo bufo (common toad), 828 nucleotides long. Its product is annotated as protein shisa-4-like. The transcript is spliced from 5 exons. The coding region runs from base 99 to 626 and encodes 175 amino acids. NCBI's taxonomy places the organism in Eukaryota, Metazoa, Chordata, Amphibia, Anura, Bufonidae. The record is from RefSeq and is a predicted model, not a curated record.